AUGACAACUCCCAAAGCUGACGAAGGGGAAGCGAGCUGUCGCGCAACGUCCAGGAAAAACCGCGUGUACAUUCUUCGCGACUUUUUGGAAUCCGCUUACGGCGACUAUCUAGUUCCGGGCGAUGUCGUUUUGGAUAUCGCUGGCGUAAAGGGGGAUUUGUCCUGGCUGUUGAGAAAUAUUCACGGCGUCGAUUCCGUUGUUGUGGAUCCGCGAGUGACCAGACAUGAACACAUUUUGAGAUCUGUAGAAUACUUGCGAAGGUAUCCGAAAGAGGCUCUGGAGAGGGCUGUUUCGGGAUUGCCCAGUCACCAACCACUCGCUGCACUCAUGCCUCGGUGCCAGCACAUUUCCGACUUUCAAAUUCCGCAGCAUUUGCGCAUACUGGUGGACGAUGACCUGGUAAACGCUAUUCGAAACGUCAGAGGUAACGAAGACUCGUGCCCUAUCGUCUGGGAAGAAUAUUGGGCAGCUGCGACAAGGAAAGCUCUCGAGACGAACACUCAAGGCUAUAGGGAAGCUAGAAGGCGAACGAAACAACAGAUCGUUGAUGCCGACGAAGCGUUACAAAUCAUUUUGCAGACACGGCUAGUUUUCCUUGUUGCGUCUUCCCUUCCGAGUUCGCCGGGCGCUUUCAGUACGACGGCAGUCCAGUAA
This is a messenger RNA of Phaeodactylum tricornutum CCAP 1055/1, 654 nucleotides long. RefSeq lists its product with no specific name. The coding region runs from base 1 to 654 and encodes 217 amino acids. The record is from RefSeq and is a predicted model, not a curated record. The transcript has 2 exons. NCBI's taxonomy places the organism in Eukaryota, Bacillariophyta, Bacillariophyceae, Surirellales, Neidiaceae.